ACUCUCUUGGAAGUUUAGGAUAUUUCACAGUUCUGAAUGUUAGCCACUGAAAAUGCCAGUAGAUGAUGAAGCCUCUGAAGAUGACACGGAUUCACUUUCCUCAAACAGCCCAAGAACCUUUAUUUUCCAAUAAGAGAAUAUAACAAUUUCUGUACACUAUGGAAGAGUUUGACUUGGUGAAAACCUUACACAAAACUUCAUCUUCUGUAGGAUCUGAUGAAAAUUCUCUUCAUUCUCUUGGACUGAACUUAAAUACUGAUAGAAGUAGUCCCCACCUUAGUACAAAUGGGGUAUCCUCUUUCUCAGGGAAGACCAGACCAUCUGUAAUUCAAGGUACAGUUGAAGUCCUAACUUCUUUAAUGCAAGAGCUACAAAACAGUGGAAAGACUGAUUCGGAACUUUGGAAAAACUGUGAGACCAGGUGGUUACAGCUAUUCAAUUUGGUGGAAAAACAAUGCCAAGAACAGAUAGUUGCCCAGCAGGAGCAGUUUCACAACCAAAUUCAACAUAUACAGGAGGAGAUAAAAAAUUUAGUCAAAUUACAGACUAGUAGUGCUUCCUUGGCUUCCUGUGAAGGAAAUUCUUCAAACAAACAAGUAUCUUCGGAAAGUCAAAUGGGUUUUUUUUCUCUAAGCAGUGAGAGAAAUGAAUCUGUUAUCCAUUAUCCUGAAUCCACAGAACUUGAAAUACAGCAAGAAAUGUCCACGUCACAACCAGACUGCAAUGUGGAUAGUUGCUCAGUAAGCAGUGGAUAUGGCACCUUUUGUAUCUCAGAAUUAAAUCUGUACAAAUCUAAAGACCCUAAGGAGUUCAUGGAGCACGUAGAUGUUCCCAAAGGACAGUAUGUAGCACCUGUGGUGCCGGCUGAGUCACUUGUAGAUGGUGUGAAAAAUGAGAAUUUUUAUAUACAGACUCCUGAAGAGUGUCAUGUGUCUUUAAAGGAAGAUGUAUCCAUUUCUCCUGGUGAAUUUGAACAUAAUUUUCUUGGUGAAAAUAAGGUUUCUGAAGUAUACAGUGGGAAAACAAAUAGUAAUGCUAUAACAUCAUGGGCACAAAAACUGAAGCAGAACCAACCAAAGAGAGCACAUGUAGAAGAUGGAGGUUCAAGAUCUAAACAAGGAAAUGAGCAAAGUAAGAAGACACCAAUUGAGAAACUCCACAGAGAACCGAAAUAAACUUUUGUAAAUUACACAGGCAAAAAAAAAAAUCUGCAACAGUGAAUUCCUAUCAGUUAGCAUUCUUGUAACCAUGGGGAAAUCAGGCUUUCUUCUUUUUUUUUUUUUUUUUUUUGUUUGAGACAGAGUCUUGCUCUGUUGCCCAGGCUAGAGUGCAGUGGCACGAUCUCGGCUUACUGCAACCUCUGCCUCCCAGGUUCAAGUGAUUCUCCUGCGUCAGCCUGCCGAGUAGCUGGGAUUAUAGGCACCCGCCACUGCGCCCGGCUAAUUUUUGUAUUUUUAGUAGAGACGGGGUUUCAUCAUCUUGACCAGGCUGUUUUCGAACUUUUGAGCUCGUGAUCCACCCGCCUCGGCCUCCCAAAGUGCUGGGAUCAUAGGCAUGAGCUACCGCGCCUGGCCAGGCUUUCUUCUUUGAACCCUCUGAAGGUUUCUCCCCACCUGGUUUGAGGCCUGGCUCUCAUUUCUUGGGUCAGCAGAUUGUGCCUAAUGACUUUUAGCUGUCAAUCAAUAGUUUUCUUUCUUGUAGUCUGAUUUUGCUGCUGCUACACAUCCUCGUGCUUUUUACCUCAGUAAACCAGAUGAAACUCCAAAUGCUUGGAUGUCUGAUUCAGGAACAGGAUUGACUUACUGGAAACUAGAGGAAAAGGAUAUGCACCACUCUUUGCCUGAAACUUUAGAGAAGACGUUCAUAUCAUUGUCUUCCACAGAUGUGUCACCAAACCAGGUCCUGACUCUAGAUCCUACGUUACACAUGAAGCCAAAGCAGCAGAUUUCAGGGAUUCAACCUCACGGCCUUCCGAAUGCCCUUGAUGACAGAAUAUCCUUUUCCCCGGACUCUGUUCUAGAGCCUAGUAUGUCUAGUCCCUCUGACAUAGACUCAUUUUCACAAGCAAGUAAUGUCACUUCUCAGUUACCUGGAUUUCCAAAAUAUCCCUCACACACAAAAGCUUCUCCGGUGGACUCUUGGAAAAAUCAGACAUUCCAAAACGAAAGUAGGACCAGUUCCACGUUUCCGUCAGUAUAUACCAUUACUAGUAAUGAUAUCUCGGUCAACACUGUAGAUGAAGAAAACACUGUCAUGGUUGCUUCGGCCUCAGUCAGUCAGUCCCAGCUUCCAGGUACAGCCAACAGUGUCCCAGAAUGCAUUUCAUUGACUUCCUUGGAAGAUCCUGUGAUAUUGUCUAAGAUUAGGCAGAAUCUGAAGGAAAAGCAUGCUCGACACGUAGCAGAUCUUCGAGCUUAUUAUGAAUCAGAAAUAAAUAGUUUGAAACAGAAGCUGGAGGCAAAAGAAAUCUCUGGAGUUGAAGAUUGGAAGAUAACCAAUCAAAUUCUUGUAGACAGAUGUGGCCAAUUAGAUAGUGCUUUGCAUGAAGCUACUAGUCGCGUGAGAACACUUGAAAAUAAGAAUAACUUACUGGAAAUUGAAGUGAAUGAUUUGAGAGAACGCUUCAGUGCAGCCAGCAGUGCUUCCAAAAUUUUGCAGGAACGAAUUGAAGAAAUGAGAACAAGCAGUAAAGAAAAAGACAAUACCAUCAUUCGACUAAAAUCUAGACUGCAAGAUUUAGAAGAAGCAUUUGAGAAUGCUUACAAACUCUCAGAUGAUAAAGAAGCUCAACUAAAACAAGAGAACAAAAUGUUUCAAGAUCUUUUAGGAGAGUAUGAGUCCCUUGGAAAAGAACACAGGAGAGUAAAGGAUGCAUUAAAUACAACUGAGAACAAAUUGCUUGAUGCAUAUACUCAGAUUUCUGAUUUGAAAAGAAUGAUUUCAAAACUUGAAGCUCAGGUCAAGCAAGUAGAACAUGAAAAUAUGUUAAGCCUUCGUCAUAAUUCUAGAAUUCACGUGAGACCCUCGCGUGCCAACACACUAGCAACUUCAGACGUCAGCAGGCGGAAAUGGCUGAUUCCAGGUGCAGAGUAUUCCAUCUUUACUGGCCAGCCUCUGGACACCCAGGACAGUAACAUGGAUAACCAGCUGGAGGAAACCUGUAGCCUAGGGCACCGUUCACCUCUGGAAAAGGAUUCUUUACCUGGAAGUUCAUCAACAAGCUUGUUGAUAAAAAAGCAAAGAGAGACUUCAGACACGCCGAUCAUGAGAGCUUUAAAAGAACUUGAUGAGGGAAAAAUAUUUAAAAAUUGGGGGACACAGACAGAGAAAGAGGACACCUCAAAUAUAAAUCCUCGGCAAACUGAAACUUCAGUUAAUGCAAGUCGUUCUCCAGAAAAGUGUGCCCAACAGAGACAAAAGAGACUUAAUUCGGCCUCACAGAGAUCAUCAUCUUUACCACCUUCAAAUCGUAAAUCAAGUACUCCAACAAAAAGAGAGAUUAUGCUAACACCAGUGACUGUGGCUUAUAGUCCAAAGCGAUCCCCUAAAGAAAACUUGUCCCCAGGAUUUAGUCAUCUGCUUAGCAAAAAUGAGAGCAGUCCAAUUCGAUUUGAUAUACUUUUGGAUGAUUUAGAUACUGUUCCUGUGUCUACAUUACAACGUACCAAUCCAAGAAAGCAACUCCAGUUUCUUCCUCUAGAUGACUCGGAAGAAAAAACUUAUUCUGAGAAAGCCACCGAUAACCAUGUUAAUCAUAGCUCUUGCCCUGAACCGGUGCCAAAUGGAGUGAAGAAAGUAUCUGUGAGAACAGCCUGGGAGAAGAAUAAAUCAGUUAGCUAUGAACAGUGUAAGCCGGUUUCAGUCACUCCACAGGGGAAUGAUUUUGAAUAUACAGCAAAAAUUCGGACCCUAGCUGAAACAGAACGAUUUUUUGAUGAACUUACAAAAGAAAAGGACCAGAUUGAGGCAGCACUAAGCAGGAUGCCUUCUCCUGGAGGACGAAUCACUUUACAGACAAGAUUAAAUCAGGAAGCCUUGGAAGAUCGUUUGGAAAGGAUUAAUCGAGAGCUGGGUUCAGUUCGCAUGACGCUAAAGAAAUUCCAUGUUUUGCGCACCUCUGCAAAUCUUUGAGAUUUGUAGCCAUUAAAUUUUGAGACAUUUUUGUUUGCACUAAUGUAUAAUUAUGCAGUCAGAAAAGGCAAACUAUUUUGUACUGUUUAUAAGCCUUCAAACAGUAGUUUUACAAUCAUGCUAUUCUUACACUUGCUAUUUUAUACUUCAAAUGGCCACAUAUUUUCAAGAUAUUUUUGUUAUGCUCAGGAAUCUCUUGUAUAUUUUACUAUUUAAAAAGCAUUAUUUUUAAAUAGUAUAUGUCUCCAAUUUAUAUCAAGAAUAAGGAAAUAUAAACAGAGGAAGCAGCUUGUUUCUAAACAAAUAGUGUUAUCCUUUUACAAUUAACUGCACACCAAUUUUAUAAACUUGUUCUACAUUGUAAAUACAAUUCAUUUUUAAAAAAAUAAAGCUUAAUAGCUUCCAUAA
Molecule: messenger RNA, 4539 nt
Organism: Pan troglodytes (chimpanzee)
Lineage: Eukaryota; Metazoa; Chordata; Mammalia; Primates; Hominidae
Gene: MPHOSPH9
Product: M-phase phosphoprotein 9
Exons: 22
Coding region: 1774-4131 (785 amino acids)
Cellular component (GO): centriole
Source: RefSeq, a predicted model, not a curated record